CUGCCUGGCCUCAGGAAACAGCAUCCCAUCGUUAGCUAAUUACUGGCAAAUUGGGAAGAGUACUGCUUAUAACAUUGUGCGGGAAACUUGUGAUGCUAUUGCAAAUAUCCUAGGUGCAACCUACCUUUCGCCCCCAACUCAGCAAGAAUACCAAAAUAUUGCUCAGAAAUUUUGGCAGCGAUGGAAUUUGCCCAAUUGUAUUGGAGCCCUUGAUGGGAAGCAUAUAAGAAUUCAAUGUCCAUCAAAUACUGGAUCCCAGUAUUUUAACUACAAACAAUUUUUCAGCAUCGUACUAAUGGCAACAUGCGAUGCAAAUUAUUGCUUUACAUCUAUCCAUGUUGGAGAUUAUGGAUCGCUUCCCGAUAGCAGUGUGUUCAGUGCUACAGAAUUUGGUCAAGCUGUGGAAAAUGAUACUUUAAAUGCACCUCCGCCAUCUGCUUUGCCUGGCACAGAUAUAAUGAUGCCUUACUUUCUUGUAGGAGAUGAGAUUUUUCCCUUAAAGCACAAUUUAAUGCGCCCAUACUCCAAACGAAAUAGACUGACUGACAAUGAGACACAACGAAUCUAUAAUUAUAGACAUUCUCGAGCUCGGCUAGUAAUAGAAAAUGCUUUUGGCAUUUUAACGACAAGGAAUGGUAGAAAAAAUGUGGCGUAUCCUUCGGACUACACUAGCCUUACUCCCAGUGUUCGCGACUCUCUUUGGGAGAGCUCGCUAGACCGCUGCGGUUGGAAGCAGGGCUGA
Molecule: messenger RNA, 742 nt
Organism: Vollenhovia emeryi
Lineage: Eukaryota; Metazoa; Arthropoda; Insecta; Hymenoptera; Formicidae
Exons: 3
Source: RefSeq, a predicted model, not a curated record